AUGGCAGCAACGUCGAUAUCUGAUCAUGUCGAGGCCGGCAUCCAAGACAAUGGCGACAAAGACCAGAGACGUUCGGACAAGUACGACGCUGCUUUCGCGCAAGCCGGUGUCCAACAGGUCGAGGCCAUUACGACGGUUUGGAGCACCAGGAUGUUGUGGACUGUUUUUGCACUGCUCUAUGUAGUCAACGUCGUCGAUGCCAUCCUUCAGCACGUCCAGUCCUCCCUCACCCCCUAUGUAACCUCAGCUUUUGCGCAGCACAGCCUCCUAGCAACGACCGGUGUCGUGUCGUCCAUCAUCGGUGGCGUCUGCCAGCUCACGAUUGCCAAAGUCAUUGAUAUCUGGGGCCGUGGCGAGGGCUACGCCGCCAUGCUCAUGCUCUGCGUUAUCGGACUGAUCAUGAAGGCGACUUGUAACAGCGUGGAAAUGUACGCAGCUGCGCAUACGCUGUAUUGGGUUGGACACAUCGGCAUCACCUAUAUCAUCUCGGUUGUCCUGGCGGACAUGACAACGUUGCAGAACCGAAUGAUUAUGUUUGGAAUCAACACGACACCGUCAAUCGUGAGCACAUUCUCUGGACCAAAAAUUGCUGAGCUCUUCUUGCAAAAUGUCAACUUUCGUUGGGCAUUCGGUGGCUUUUCCAUCAUCUUGGUCGCCUUCUCACUGCCUAUCCUCCUGGUCUUUUUCCUCUAUGGGCACAAAGCUGUCAGCCUCGGGGUCAUCGAGAAAGCUACCAGCCGAACUAUCCGGGAGUCGAUCGAGUAUUACUUUUGGCAAUUCGAUGUUGUCGGUCUUCUCCUUGUCACGGUUGGAUGGUCUCUUCUGCUCUUGCCGUUCAGCAUCGCAAGAUCAGCUCCUCAGGGGUGGUCCACGGGUUAUAUUAUUGCCAUGAUUGUGCUUGGUGUUCUCGUGCUCGCCGCCUCUGUCUUUUGGGAAAAGUCGUAUGCGAGGAUUCCGUUCUUCCCCUGGAAAUUCCUCAAGGAACGAACUGUUUGGGCGUCUUGUCUUCUGAACGGGCUGAUGUUCAUGUCGGUAUUUGUAUGGGAAGCAUACUAUACGACGUACUUGCAGGUCGUGCACGUCCAGAGCGUCAGUAACGCGGGCUAUAUCUCAGGAACCUUUAAUGUUUUCUCUUCGUUUAUAGGGCCUUUUGUCGGCUUACUCAUCCGGUACACCAACGAGUACAAGUGGGCGUCUAUCGCCGGAGUUCCUUUUGCUGCACUGGGAAGUGGCCUACUUGUCCACUUCCGCCGCCCCGACACCAGCGUCGGCUAUCUCGUCAUGUGCCAGAUCCUCACCGGCGUCGCCGUGGGAAUCUGGGGCUUGACGGCGCAGCUUGCUCUCAUGUCCUCGGUCCGUCAUCAAGAGGUUGCCAUAGCUCUCGCCAUGAGUGGACUUUUCGGUUCGAUUGGCGUGUCUCUCGGAUUCACGGUUGCCGGUGCCCUAUGGACCAAUAUUGUGCCUGCAAAGUUGCACGAGGCUCUGCCUGAGGACAGUAAGAACCUGACCAGCGUCCUCUUUGGGGAUAUUCGGGAGCAACUGUCGUAUCCUAUGGGAAGCCCAAUCCGAGGUGCUGUCAUUGUAGCUUUCCAGGACGCACAGCACAAGAUGGUUAUCGUUGGAACGUGUUUGGUGCCCCUUAUGCUGGCUUGCAUAUUUGUCUGGAAGAAUGUUGAUCUGAGGAAGCGACAGCAAGAGGAGGGCCAGUCAAAGGGAAAUGUCUUUUAG
Messenger RNA from Fusarium vanettenii 77-13-4, 1728 nucleotides. RefSeq lists its product as uncharacterized. The transcript is spliced from 5 exons. NCBI's taxonomy places the organism in Eukaryota, Fungi, Ascomycota, Sordariomycetes, Hypocreales, Nectriaceae. Gene Ontology annotation, molecular function: transmembrane transporter activity. Gene Ontology annotation, biological process: transmembrane transport. The record is from RefSeq and is a predicted model, not a curated record. Bases 1 to 1728 code for a protein of 575 amino acids.